AUGAGGGGACUCAGUGCUGGAGGCAUCACCRAGUACAGACCAACUCCAGAUCCAGAGCUGGGCAGGAGACRGAAGGGGGCCUUCAGACCCCUGCAUUAUGGGACACUCCUGUGCAGCAGAGUUUGUGUCAAAAUUGCAGCAGCUGCCUGGGCCAUUUUGUUUCUCAAUGCUCUCCUGCACACAGGGAGCACAUUUUCCAUUCCAUUCUGCGAAGAUAUUGAGGUGGAGCAGUUCUUCUGUGAGAUCCCCCAGAUCCUCAAGCUCUCCUGCUCACACUCCUUCCACAUGGAAUUUGGGGCUCUUGUGCUUAGUAUUUGUCUAGUCUUAGGGUGUUUUGUUUUCAUUGUGCUGUCCUACGUGCAGAUCUUCAGAGUUGUGCUGAGGAUCUCCUGUGAGCAGGGCUGCCACAAAGUCUUUUCCACGUGCCUCCCACACAUCUCCGUGGUCUCCCUGUUUGUCAGCAUGGGAUUUUUUGCAGACCUGAAGCCUCCUUCCAUCUCCUCCUCAGCUCUGGAUCUGGUGGUCACUGUUCUGUACUCACUGAACCCCCUCAUCUACAGCAUGAGAAACAAGGAGAUGAGGGGUGCACUGAAGAAACUGAUUCCAAUGGUAUUGAUUCAGCAGCAAUAA
Molecule: messenger RNA, 630 nt
Organism: Nothoprocta perdicaria
Lineage: Eukaryota; Metazoa; Chordata; Aves; Tinamiformes; Tinamidae
Product: olfactory receptor 14J1-like
Exons: 2
Coding region: 1-630 (209 amino acids)
Biological process (GO): G protein-coupled receptor signaling pathway
Cellular component (GO): membrane
Molecular function (GO): olfactory receptor activity
Source: RefSeq, a predicted model, not a curated record